ACCAGCAGACCUUUUUUUCUCUCGCAACCCCCCAGCAGAUUACCACCAUGCCCUGUGUGUCUGCCCCCUCGACCCCCUCCCCGGCCGGGGCGAACGCCGUGGAUACCACGCCCCCCGGUGGCGGCGCCCUCCCCGACAUGGCCUCCAGCGUGAUCGCCUCCUACGUGUCGCCGCUGGGCGGCUCGGCCGAGGAGUCCUCCGCCGCACACCCCUCCGUCUCGCUGGUGGACCUGCCCGACUCGGCAUCCAGCAUGAAUGCCCUGAGCCCGGAGGCCCGGAUGGCCCUCCUUCGGCGGCCGUGGCGCGGCCCGGUCGGCACCUACCCGGCCGUCUGGCUGGACGAGUUUGGCCGCGGCCACGGCGAGGGCGGCUUCGAGGAUGAGGCUGCGCACCUCGCCUUCAUCCACCAGCUCCCCAGCCCGCUGGCCAACCUGCCGGACCACCUGAAGCUCCCCCCCCUCUCCGAGGAUGAGACCCGCCGGGGCAAGAUCACCGUCGUCCUGGACCUCGAUGAGACCCUGGUCCACUGCCGCAUGCAGCCGUGGGAAACCUCGCACGAUGGCUACGACCCGGACCUCAACCCGAGCAUCACCAAUUUCUACGACGUCAACCGCAAUGAGCCGCCCCUGGAGGAGAUGGAGUUCGAGAUCGUCGUCAACGGCCAGCCCCUGCGGGUGUAUGCCCGGCUGCGCCCCAAGCUCCGGGAGUUCCUCCAGGCCAUGGCCGACGAGCCGGAGAUCUUCGACGUCGUGGUCUUCACCGCCAGCCAGGCCGUCUAUGCGGACGCCCUGCUGGACCGCAUCGACCCGGCUGGCAACUUGGUCUCGCACCGCCGCUACCGUGACACCUGUGUCCAGGUGGGCCCGCUCUUCGUCAAGGACCUUCGCGCCCUCGGCCGGCCUCUGGACCGCGUGGUCCUCGUCGACAAUGCCCUCCUCUCCUUCGGCUACAACAUGGACAGCGGCGUGCCCAUCCGGUCGUGGUACGGCCGCGACCGGUCGGACCGGGCCCUGCACGAGCUGACCGAGCUCAUGUUCGAGACGGCCGAAUUCUGCGGCACCCGCCGUCGCGAUGGCAGCCUCUUCCGCGCGGCCGAGGCCCUGGCCGCCCUGGGCACCACCGGCGCCUCCGCCUCCUCCCCCUCCUCCGGGUCAAGCGCCGCCUCGCUGUCCCCCUGCUCGGUGCUGACGCCGCCCCUGACCAAGCAGCUGUCCUUCAAUGGCACCGCCGCCGGCACCAGCCCGGCCGAUGCCGCCGCCGCCGCCGCCGCCCCGGCCAGCUCGUCCCAGGACUCCACCGACUCCGAGUCCGCGGAUGAUGACAGCGACACCGGCGGCGCCCCCUCGGCGGCGGCCCUCACUCGCGAUCGCUCCUCCUCCUCGGUGCACUCGCAGUCGGCGGCCGCCGACUCCAGCCAGCAGCCCCCCUCUCCCUCGGCCGGGACCGAGGGUGCCGAUGCGGCGGCCGCCGCCACCUCCUCGCCCAAGGCCCAGCCGCUGCGCGACAUUCGUGAGCUCCUGAUCGAGCGCUUCGCCAUGCCGAUGCGCCUCAACCGUCACAUCCCCCCGCCGCCGAUCACCGAGAGCGGCUGGUCCCUCGGGUGGUAAGGAAUGGGAAAGGGGGGGCG
Molecule: messenger RNA, 1627 nt
Organism: Fonticula alba
Lineage: Eukaryota; Rotosphaerida; Fonticulaceae
Exons: 2
Coding region: 48-1607 (519 amino acids)
Molecular function (GO): phosphoprotein phosphatase activity
Source: RefSeq, a predicted model, not a curated record